This is a messenger RNA of Diatraea saccharalis (sugarcane borer), 3198 nucleotides long. The record is from the annotation of a GenBank genome assembly. Lineage: Eukaryota; Metazoa; Arthropoda; Insecta; Lepidoptera; Crambidae.
AGUACGCGCCGCGGCACCACUCGAAAAGGUCGCGUUUGCGAUCAAACCUCCAUGGUCAGACUUAUCGCGUUUCGUAUAUUAUUACAUGUUAUUGGUCUGUGCUACGUUUUGUUUUUAAUUUUCUAACGGCUUUUAGUUGUAGACUUAACGUAAUAGAGUAGUUGAUCGUAAAGCUUAAACAAUUGUAUAGUGAUGGCAGAGACUACAGACAGGCACAAACAAUAAAUGUGUUCAAUAUGGAAGCGCACAAUAGUGAACGCGUUAUUAAACUGUGUACUGAUGAAGAAACUUAAAACUGCCGUCAGGAAGUGGCGAAGAAUGCGAUUUUUCAGGAAACAGCAUGAUCUAUCUAUGACGCGGCAAAUUUCCACGGAUCCUGCUCCAUCCACUUCAGGCACACCUGCUCAUCUCCCAAGGCCACCACCUGUAGAACUGCUACAAUUGGAACCCGAUGAAGGACAAAGGCUACGUGAACAACAGUUAAGACAUUACACAUUCUUCCAAUUAAGAAUACACUUGAAAAGGGGACAAAAUUUAAUCGCAAUGGACAAAAAUGGUUUGUUGUCAGGAACGAGCGAUCCUUAUGUGAAGUUCAAAUCUGGAGGAAGACUACUGCACAAAUCGAAAAUUGUAUACAGAGAUUUGAAUCCAGUAUGGGACGAGUGCUUCACUGUUCCAAUAGAGGACCCCUUCCUACCAGUACAAUUAAAGGUUUUUGAUUACGACUGGGGCCUCCAGGAUGACUUCAUGGGAUCCUGUCACAUAGAUCUGACCGCGCUAGAGCUCGGCAGACCUCAAGACCUAGUGUUGUGCCUCCGGGACCCGAGUAAACCCAACCAGGAUAUGGGAGAGAUUGUUCUGAAUGUUACUCUCUGGCCUAAAUCUCAGGAAGAUAAAGAACAGUAUUUAAUGAAGAAUACACGAUUAAGCGAUGUGAACAAACGUUUGAAAGCACAGAUCUGGAGCUCAGUAGUGACCAUCGUGCUGGUCGAAGCCAAGAACCUGCCGCCCAUGGACCUGGACACUCGGUCCAGUGACCCUUAUUGUAAGUUUAGAUUAGGUAAUGAAAAAUAUAAAAGUAAAGUGGUUUGGAAAUCUUUGCAUCCAUCCUGGUUGGAGCAGUUCGAUCUUCAUCUCUAUGAUGAUCAGGAACAAAUCCUAGAAGUAACAGUUUGGGAUAAGGAUAAACAAACAAAGGAUGAUUUCAUUGGAAGGUGUGCAAUAGAUUUAUCGAAAUUAGAAAGGGAGAAAACUCACAAUAUCUGGCAAGACUUAGAAGAUGGCAACGGGCAAAUAUUCCUUUUAUUAACAAUCAGUGGGACUACACAGUCGGAGACGAUCACUGAUCUUGGUAGUUAUAGGGAAAACCCAAGAGAUAGAGAAAUUGUUGAAAGACGAUAUGCUUGGUACCGUCUCAACGAGAACUCCAGUGGCGUUGGUUGGCUGUGUGUCAAAGUGUUCGGUGCCAAAGGUCUGGCGGCGGCAGAUCUCGGCGGCAAAUCUGAUCCUUUCUGCGUUUUGGAACUGGGCAAUGCGAGGUUGCAAACACACACAGAGUACAAAACACUUUGUCCUAACUGGAUGAAGAUAUUUACAUUCACAGUCAAAGAUAUAAGUUCAAUAUUAGAAUUAACUGUAUACGAUGAAGACCACGAUCAUAAAGUUGAGUUCUUGGGAAAACUAGCAAUACCGCUCCUGAGCAUUAGAAACGGUGAGAAGCGCUGGUACGCAUUGAAAGACAAGAAGAUGAGGGCUCGAGCGAAAGGAAACUACCCGCAAAUACAACUCGAGAUGACUGUGAUAUGGAAUCCUCUAAAAGGAGCUAUUCGUGUUAUAAAUCCAAAAGAGCCUAAAUAUAUGCAUCAAGAAGCAAAGUUCAAGAGGCAGCUUUUUAUAAGGAACGUGAUGAGGCUAAAAGCAAUAAUCAUGUGGUUUAUAGAAGUCGGGAAAAUUUUACAAGACUGUUUUGAGUGGGAAUCGAGGGUGUUAUCAUUUUUUGGACUCCUUCUUUGGUUGGCUUUCUGCUACUAUUAUCAAAUGUGGAUGUUACCGUUUCUUAUUCUCAUCUUCUUCGGAAGGAACUGGCUAAUUUAUAGGUUAACUGGUGGCAAUCCUUUACUAUUGCCAGUAAAUGAUGAUGACUUAUUAGCAGAAGAAGAUGACGACGAAGAAGCAGAUAAGGAGGAAAAGAAAUCACUGAAAGAAAGAUUACAAGCUAUACAAGAAGUAACACAAACGGUCCAAAAUGCUAUUGGUUACGUAGCAUCGUUGGGAGAAGCUGUUAAAAAUUUGAUGAACUUCACUGUGCCAUAUCUAAGUUAUUUAGCAAUAAUCAUGUUAUUUGGAGCAAUGUUAGUUUUAUACGUUAUACCAUUGAGAUAUCUUUUAAUGGCAUGGGGUAUUAAUAAAUUUACAAGAAAAAUAUUACGUCCACACACCAUACCUAACAACGAAGUAUUAGACCUUUUAUCAAGAGUACCUGACGACGAAACAUUGUUGGACUGCAGAGAAAUAAAACCGCAACCACCUAAUGAACACCGACGUGACGCAAGAAAGAAACAUAAGGCUGCAUAACAAAUCCCUUCAUCGGUCCGACAGAGGAUCAAACAAUACUUCUACGAGUUAUUCAACAGCAGGGAAUCUGAAAAGGAAUAACUAUUUUUAAAGAAAUUGAAAUACCUAGACAAUUGUUAUACUAAAAUGACAACGUAGAUCCUUUAAAUAAAUGUCAAUCCAUCCCCAAUUUCGUAGUGAUAUAUUAGAAAGAUCUCUGAUUGGUCAAAACGGAUUACUUGUUUGACAUAAUAAACUGAGAUUUAUGUUUUUAAUUGUUGAAGUAUAAUUUUUAAAAACUUUAAUUUUGUUACUUAAUUCCAGUUGUAAUUAAGUGCCUAUCUAAAAACAUAUUUGGUUAACAAUUUGUAUUGCUAAAGGCCAGUCCACACUGGAGGUUAUAUUGUAAUUUAAACCGUCAUUUGCGCAAACGUCCAUUAAAACUGUCAUUAGUUUAAAACGAUAUUACUGAUAUAAAUAUGACAUUCAUUAGAGCUUAAAGGCGUUAUUAAACCUUAAUGAUCGUUUGUGCAACUGGCCAAAAAUGAUAGUUUUUUUCUAUGAACGAAAUAAUGACAGUUAUUCAUUUACGUUAAUUAAAUAUGGUUACAUUUAAAAAUAAAGAUAAAGUCAAGUUUUAAUACC